Messenger RNA from Colletotrichum higginsianum IMI 349063, 1203 nucleotides. RefSeq names its product Pth11-like integral membrane protein. The record is from RefSeq and is a predicted model, not a curated record. NCBI's taxonomy places the organism in Eukaryota, Fungi, Ascomycota, Sordariomycetes, Glomerellales, Glomerellaceae. The transcript is spliced from 4 exons. Bases 1 to 1203 code for a protein of 400 amino acids.
AUGGAACCCAAUGCGGAUAUAGUCCAAAUUUUCGGUCCGCCGCCGGACGGCCUGGACAUUUCCGAGAGCAGCGUCGUCCAGAACAAUGCUGCCGUCAUUGUCCUGGCAGUCCUGGCAUCGUUGGCGGUGGUGUUGCGGCUGAUGGCCAGAUACCUCCAAGGCCAUAACCUCAAGGCGGACGAUUGGGCCAUCAUUGCGUCUCUUAUUCUCGUCGGUGCCACCGUCGGUCUGAGCAUCGCAGGCGGUGCCCAAGGCGCUGGGAACCAUGUGUGGUCCUUUACGCCUCUGGGUCUGACACGCGUUUUCAAGAUCCUUUACGCCUACACCUUCGUGUACGGGAGCGCCUGCGCGGCCACCAAAAUCUCCAUCCUGCUCUUCUACCAGCGGAUCUUCGUGUCCAACAUCCCGUCCUUCAAGAUCUCUCUGAUCCUUGGGUACUUCCUGUCCAUCACCUAUCCGAUCGUCAUAUGGGCAACAAUGGGGAACGCCUGCAAACCGCUGCCCUUCUACUGGAACCAGUUCGUCGGCGAGCAGGGGACCUGCCUCGACCUCAACACAUUCUACCUCGCGCUCGGGAUCAUCAACAUGAUCAACGAUAUCAUUGUUUUAGUGAUACCGAUACCUCAAGUCUUGAAGUUGCAGAUGUCUGGACGGAGGAAGCUGGCUGUAUGCAGUAUCAUGUUGCUCGGGAGCUUUGUUUGUGUUGCUAGCGCCGUCCGCAUCUGGUACCUAGAGAGGUUUUCCAAGGCCCAAGACGUCACUUGGAUGAUGGGCCCGGUCUUCAUCUGGUCCGCCAUUGAGCCGUCCGUGGCCAUCGUGUCCGCCUGCCUCGCCCAUCUCGCCCCCCUCCGAAAGAUCGUCCGCAACAAGAUCUCGUCGACGCAGCGCAGCGCGCAAUCCGGGCCGUCGUCGAACAGCGCGCCGUGGAGGUCCGGCAAGGCGGCCGGCAACAGCAGCUCGCAGAAGGGGUCCGGCGCGCUGUUCACGUACGGCGGGUCGAGGUUCAACUUUGGCGGCGGGGAUGGCAUGCUGAAGCUGAAGGGGUCCGACGACGAGAUCGGCCUCACGAACCGCAUCACGGGAGGGCGUAGUGGUGAUGGCAAAACCACCACUGCUGAUUCGGGGUCGGAGGAUAACGUGAACGGGCAGUCGAUUGUGAUACAGUCGAGUUUUGUCCAGGAAAGUGUGAGAAACACACGUUGA